This is a messenger RNA of Papaver somniferum (opium poppy), 810 nucleotides long. RefSeq lists its product as uncharacterized. The record is from RefSeq and is a predicted model, not a curated record. The coding region runs from base 1 to 810 and encodes 269 amino acids. NCBI's taxonomy places the organism in Eukaryota, Viridiplantae, Streptophyta, Magnoliopsida, Ranunculales, Papaveraceae. The transcript has a single exon.
AUGGUUGAUAGAUUUGUUUCUGCUAAAUUUCCUGAUGAGAAAAAUGACCCAAUACUAUUUGACACCGUAAGCAAAUGUAUGGUUCAUGGUCCAUGUGGAGAACGAGAUCCAGGUGCAGCAUGUAUGUCAAAAGGAAAAUGUACGAAAGGAUAUCCAAAUAAGUACACUGACACAACAACUUUGGACGAGGGUGGGUAUCCCAGUUAUCGUCGUCGUCGGGACGGAAUAGAAGUAACUGUCAGAAACAACAAAAAGGCGUAUAAUAUAGAUGUUGUACCCUAUAACCCGCAUCUGUCAAGAAUGUUCAAUUUCCACAUCAAUGUUGAAAUAUGUGCAGGCAUAAGAGCUGUAAAAUAUAUUAACAAAUACAUUCAUAAAGGGGGUGACCGAGCUACGAUGGUUUUGGGAGAACAUGACGAGAUUCUACAAUAUAUUGAUGCAAGGUACAUUGGACCACCUGAGGCUGUAUGGCGUUUACUUGAGUACCACUUGCAUGAAGAAUAUCCUGUUGUACAACGGUUGGCAAUUCAUUUACAGAAUAAGCGACGGGUUUUUUACAACGCAAGGCAAUCAAUGACCUCGGUUAUACAAACAACACAAGAACAUAAGACGACUUUGAUGGGUUAUUUUGAGUAUUAUGCUAAAAUCCUACUGCCCCGACCUAUAUUUAUCAAGAGUUCCCGCAACACUUUGUAUGGAGUAAAAAGGCUAAAGAGUGGAAAAUUAGACAACAAGGAUUUGCAAUUGGAAGAAUGUAUUUUGUUAGCCCUAACGCUGGAGAGUUGUACUACUUACGUAUGUUACUCAUAA